AUCGAAAAAAGUUUGCAAAUAAAGUCUACCUACCAGAUUGCGCAUGCGUGAAUUACUAUGAGCGGUUACGUGACUAUGAAUAAAGCCAUGUGUGUGUUAUGCCAGUAAUAUCGUAACACAACACAAAACAUAGCGGGUGGGACUGCAUUACUGAAUUACAGCGACUAGUCACUAGUAGCACAGUGCAUCGGCGUCACCGAAGGUCAGCAAAGAUGGCCCAGAAAAUUGGAGAUUUGCUUGGAAGAUUAGCUAAAGGACCCGCAGGACUUGGAAAAGGAGUUCAAUUCCUCAUUGGGGCAGGAGUAAUAGGUUAUGGAGUGAAGGAAUCAGUUUACACAGUGGAUGGUGGUCACAGAUCAGUGAUAUUCAGCAGGAUUGGGGGUGUACAGGAUAGAAUAUACGCUGAAGGGCUUCAUUUGAGAAUUCCAUGGUUGCAAUGGCCAAUUAUCUAUGACAUCAGAGCUAAGCCAAGGAGGAUAUCAUCACCCACCGGAAGCAAAGAUCUGCAGAUGGUCAACAUCACGCUCCGAGUUCUCUUCAGACCAGUCGCCUCUCAACUUCCCAAGAUCCUUCAGCAACUAGGUACAGAUUAUGACGAUAGGGUCCUACCUUCAAUCUGUAAUGAAGUGCUCAAAGGCGUCGUAGCAAAGUUCAAUGCGUCACAGCUGAUCACACAACGUCAACAGGUGAGUUUGUUGAUCAGGAAGCAGCUAGUUGAAAGAGCCAGUGAUUUUGGUCUCAUCCUUGAUGACGUUUCCAUCACAGAACUCAGCUUUGGUGCUGACUAUACGGCAGCGGUUGAGUCUAAGCAGGUCGCCCAGCAGGAAGCUCAGAGGGCCAUGUUUCUCGUAGAGAGAGCCAUUCAAGAAAGACAACAGAAGGUUGUACAAGCAGAAGGAGAAGCGGAAGCUGCUCAGAUGUUGGGAGAGGCAGUGUCACAAAACCCUGGCUACCUUCAACUGAGGAAGAUCCGGGCAUCACAGAGCAUUGCCAGAACGAUUGCCAACUCACAGAAUCGUGUGUACCUCAAUGCCGGCAGUCUUAUGCUCAAUCUAACGGAGAAAGACUUUGCCAUCAGUGCACUUGAUAAGAAGUGAUUCUAUUCAUUCAGUUUCUAUAUAAAUAUAUUCUGAUGGACUCCAUGCCAUUUGCUCCAGCGACAUUUGCUCUGACAGUAAAUCUUUACAUGAACCCAACUGAAAACUUAAUCAUACUCCCAAUCCUUAUCUCAUUAUUCUGAAGUAAAACCCUCACCCAACUGUUAAUAUUAACAUGGGGGAGUAGAUCAUUUGACAAAGCAUUAUGUUAUCUUAAUUGUCAGUGUGCACAUGAUUUUUUACAUGCCAUCUCUUUGAUAGGCAGUAGAGCACAGCCCUUGUGCAUCGGUCUUACCAAUAAGAUGGUGCAAGGUAUAUCAAAUUUAAGUGUGAUUAAGAUCUAAAUCUUUGUGAAACUGCUACCCUCCCUCCCUACAUGCAUGCCUUCUAUUAAAGACAUUAAGUAAGACAGGAGCAGUGUUCGCAGGAGCAAAUUGCUUUUCACCACCAAUUGAGAUGUUCAUAUUCACAAUGUGUGUUACUAAACCUGCAAAUACCAUACCAUCUAAAUUGAUUUUGAUAUAAAUAUCUGGGUAUUGUUUCAUGAUACUGUUAAUUAUACCAAUUAUACAAUCUAUCCAUACCCAAUUUAAAUUCCCUGUUCUUUGCAUUAUCUGAAAGCCUGGACAAAGGAUUCGGGUCUGUGAGUUUGGGCCCACUUUUUAAUAGCACUGUGACAUUAAAGCAUGCAAUCAAUUUUGAAAAUUAUCUGUUGCUGUAUAUCAAUAUCAAUUUUAUAAAAAUUGCAAUAUGUUACAUCCCAUGUGUAAAGUGUAAUGUAUUGACAAUUUCUUAUCUGUUAAGUUCAGUAAUAAUACUAAGGCAUUAAUUAGGCCCUUUGAAAAUGCAGUCAUUUUGGGGGGAGGGGGGUUGGACAUGUGCAAAAAAAAAUCAACUUCAAGAGACUUUCGACGUAUUAUAAUGUGCUAAAACUAUCAGAUUUUUCUAUCAGGCUCUUACCCUUUGCCUAUUUGAACGAGGAUGGGACCUUUAUUAAUCCUCUGGGGAUCAAAUCAAAGUCUGAAAAUAAUUGCAGUAGUGAAACGAGGCCCAGACAUUCAACUUGUGAUGAUGUACCGAACAGGAAGCACACUUUCAUUAAUCAUGUAUUCAUUAUACUGUGAAGAAUCUGUAUCGGAUGAUACAGAUGACAAAUCAAAAUUUUGCAACAAAAAAUAUUUGAUUUGGUGCACAAUAUUACACAUUUUCAGAAAGACUCCGAGUUUUCUGAGUGUGUGUAAAAUUUGUAUGAUUUUUUUUUACUUUAGGUAAGCAUUUUGUGUUUAAUACAUCAUAAACAAAAUUCUUUUAGUUUCUCAAUCAUUUAUUAAAUGAUUACCAUAAUAUUGUACAAGCUUUUCAAAUGAUUUAUGAUUUUUGAUAGGAAUUUAUGAUUGGUUUCAUUAAGAACGAAGUGAUUUGGUGGCUUGUAUUUUCAUUGAGAAAUACUGAAAGCCUACCAUUUUCAGAUAUUUUGAAGAGUAACAAAUCCUCUCCAGAUUGUGAAUUAUUGACCAAAAUACAGAUAAGGCUGUUUUGUUCUGAUGUGUAUGGUCAUUGUAUAGCAAUCACACCAUGGGGUUUGACUAUAAAUAACAUGAUUAUGUGAAUGUUUGAGAUUUUCUUGACAAAUACAUACUAUUAUGACCUAA
This is a messenger RNA of Lytechinus pictus (painted urchin), 2749 nucleotides long. RefSeq names its product prohibitin-2-like. Gene Ontology annotation, biological process: mitochondrion organization. Bases 213 to 1097 code for a protein of 294 amino acids. The record is from RefSeq and is a predicted model, not a curated record. Lineage: Eukaryota; Metazoa; Echinodermata; Echinoidea; Temnopleuroida; Toxopneustidae. The transcript has 7 exons. Gene Ontology annotation, cellular component: mitochondrion; membrane.